Messenger RNA from Heterocephalus glaber (naked mole-rat), 1479 nucleotides. NCBI's taxonomy places the organism in Eukaryota, Metazoa, Chordata, Mammalia, Rodentia, Bathyergidae. The record is from RefSeq and is a predicted model, not a curated record.
CGGCUCCUGCGGCCUCCGCACUGAUCCUGGGCAUCUGUGGGGUUCCACAGACGCUUGUUCCUGAUGAGUAACCGUCGCUGAGGAGAGGAAAUGACAUGUGAGGCAAGGGUCCCAGGACCUUUCCCACACUUCCUGGUUCCAAGGUGCCCCACUUCUUGGACCUGCAUCCCCUUCUGCCAAAACUUUUUCUACCGGGAAUUGUCAAUGGCCCCAGGUCACUGCAUGCCACCGUCUCUCCCCUGAACGCCAUGGGCAGCACUGAGUCAGCACUUACCACUUCCCAGGUCCCGGGCUCGGACUGUGAGGUGCAGGGGUUGCUGACCCCGUGAGAAUGAGGCCUGGGUUAGAGAAGUACAGAAAGGGGGGUGAAGACUCAGCGGGAUCCUGGGGCAAUCUCCAUGGCUGUCCCAAGGUAUGGCAAAGAGGACAAGAGAUCUGAUAUCAUCACCACUCUUAUCUCGAUAUAAAGACCGGCUGACAGGCACUCUAACCCGGGAGACUCUGUUGCAGCCAGCCUGAGCCAUGCCUGCCUGCUGCCGCAUCCUGGCGUUCCGGGCAGCUGUCUGCCUCCUCUCACUGCUCUGCACACGUGCAGUCCCAGGUGAGCCCCGGAGGGAAGAGGACCCCAGAGGACCCCAGAGGACCCCAGGUCGGGACCCACCUGCCCCUGCUGCCUGGGGCACCGGAGCUCUGUCUCCUCCAUUGCCGCCCACGGGAACCACUGUGCCGCUGUGCCAGGCCCACUUGAAAUGUGGGGACCAGUUCUACCACCCCCUGCAACACUGCUGCCUGAACGGUGCCCUCGUCCUCGUAGCCCGCACCCAAGGGUGUGGCAGCUGCCGCUUCAGAGUCUGCUUUGAGCAGUGCUGUCCCCAGUGGCCUCUUGGCCUGAAGGAGCCCUUCCCGGUGACGCUGAGGCUCGAGAAUUGCUCCUCACCCCGUCUCCAGAUGACGGGCUUUGUCACAAGGCCAACUGAUGAACCCCCAGGCCAUGGCACUGGAGGACUCCCGGAUUCUGCCACCUGGAUGAGCAUGGAGAGUCAGCCUUGGACCCCUAAGAGGCGAGAUGUGGAGUGGAGUGAGAUGCAGUGUGGCUUUCCUGCUGAGUCCCCUGUGUCCCUAGCCCGCCUCUGCCCUGAGUGAGGACUGAUCCUCUUUCCACAAGAGCAUGCCAGUCUUCUCUAACUGAGGUUUCCCUCAGGGCAAUUGCCAUGACUCCUGUGGCUCACAGCAGGCGGGUACCGGAUCCUCGGUGACCCCGAGACCCUUCUUCAAGGCAUGACAUUGCCUCAUAUCCCUUUCAUCCCUGGGAGGGCUUUAUUCCACUUGAACAGUUUGUGUGUGAAGUGCCACCGGCCAUGAACAGCCAUGCUGGUCCCCUUUUCUCUGUCAUCCUGUGACAGCAAGGCACAUCCAGUUUUUUCUUCAAGUGUGCGUAUGUCAGAAAACCUCCUUCGUCUCCUGUGGCCUGAAUAAAAG